AGUUGUUACUGGGCUCGCAAACAGUCGGCUGCUAAACAAAUAUUAGCCUGCUUAAUCACGCAGGGAGUAAGGAACCGUUCUCUGCAUCCGAAAAUAAAACGAGCGCAGCUGUGAUUUUCUUAAGUAGACAAACGGUGAAAGUUUUUUUUUCUCCAUAAAAUUACGUAUGUUUGCUUGGCAUCUUCAUUUCCUCGCAAAAGCUGUCUAUAACAGCAUGGCGGACUUAUCGGUGUGGGUGCAACGACAUCUAUCGAGAGUUCAGGAGGACUUUGACGAGGUUGACAAGGACAAGAGCGGGUCUCUGGACUUUCCGGAAGUGUGUAAUGUGCUGCAAAAGUCUGGCUUUAAGGGGACUCCAGAGGAAGCAAAGAGAAUAUUUCAGACAUUGGACGUGGACAAGAACAGCAAAAUCUCCAAAGAUGAAUAUGUUAAUUCUAUGGCAAAAAUCCCACAGAUAGACUUCAAACAAAUCGCACUCCGACGAGCGUUCCGAAAGUUAGAUAAGGACGGGAGUGGCUUCUUGACACGUGACGAGAUUUUGGACGCGGCCAGUAACGAGGCAGAAAUCAACGUGUCAGCCGACAAAAUAUCAGACAUGCUGAUCUAUCUCGUCAAAGAUAACGACAAAAAGAUAGACUACGAGGAGUUUCUGAAUAUAUGGAACGUGAAAUUUACUACUCCUGUCAUGCGAACACUGUUCCAGAAGUUGGACAAAGACGGAAGCGGAAAAUUAGACAGGAAGGAACUGUUGGAUGGUCUCCAUGGAGACAACGAGCUCCACCUACAGGCGCCAAAGAUUGCAGCAAUUCUGAUCAAAUGGAGUAAAGAUCAUAAUGGGCCGCUCUCGUAUGAAGAAUUCCUCAAAGCGUACGGAAGUGUGUAAUCCAUGCGAACACUACUUUGUCAUAACCAAAACAUAUAUCCGUCACUGUUGUUUAAAUUAAGAAUAUAUGCGUUUUUCUCUCUCGUGUUUUUACAUAUAUUUGUAUAUUUAUCGGUAUGUGUCGUAGACUAUUACAUGGAUAAACACUGCACUUUAAGAAGUCAAGAACGUUUUCUACAAUCAUUGUAUUACAUUAUUGGACUCCUGCGAGAAGGGCUGACUUUUUCAGUCAACGGCUGACUUUCAAACUAGCAUAAUAUACGGAAGCGCUUUUGUGAUAUGAAUAUAUUUAAAUCCAAUGUCAAUUUAAGAAUAAAGUAAAUUCAAAUGGAA
Messenger RNA from Ostrea edulis (European flat oyster), 1216 nucleotides. RefSeq names its product 16 kDa calcium-binding protein-like. The coding region runs from base 167 to 883 and encodes 238 amino acids. The record is from RefSeq and is a predicted model, not a curated record. The transcript has 4 exons. NCBI's taxonomy places the organism in Eukaryota, Metazoa, Mollusca, Bivalvia, Ostreida, Ostreidae. Gene Ontology annotation, molecular function: calcium ion binding.